AUGGGUCUUUUCAAGAAAUCCGACGGCGACGAUGACUCUAACCGCAGAGCACUCUUCGGCUCGCGAAAGAAGGACAAGAGCCCCUCGACCCCCUCCAACCCUUACGCCCAACCAAUUCCAGUAGACCCUUACACAAAAGCCAAGAUUGGCGCUGGUGUUGCCCCCUUACCUGCCGACCACCCAGCCGCCAACGGUGGCCCCGCGUCGCAGAGCCCCCACUUCAUCCCCGCCGACAACAAGUACUCCGCCAACAAAUACGGAAAUCAAGGCGGCUACGGUAGUGACCGAUUCGGCGGAUCCGGCGCAGGCGCCGGCUCUCCAGCCAACGGCUUGGGCUCGGGCUCGCGGUAUGGAAACGGUGGCUACGGAGGUCUGGGCAGCAGCGAUCCCAAUGAUCCCGCGGCUGCAGACUCUGCUCGCAACGAGCUGUUCGGCAGUGCCAACAAGAAGUCACCGGACAACUCGGCCGGUUCGCCGCCGCCGUACUCCGAGGGUCAAGGUGGUCAAGAACAGAACAACUACGGUGGCGGCAGCAACGAAUACAGCAUGGCGACCUUCCAGGAUCGACAGCUGACCGCUGAAGAAGAGGAAGAAGAGGAAGUUCAGGCAACGAAGAACGAGAUGCGCUUCGUGAAGCAGGGUGAUGUUGCGUCCACACGAAAUGCACUCCGAGCUGCCGCACAGGCCGAAGAAACCGGUCGCUCCACUCUGGCCCGACUCGGUGCACAGGGCGAGUCUAUCCACGGCACGGAGAAGAGUCUGGACAUGUCGGCUAUCGAAGGCCGUAUUGCGGAGGAUAAGGCGAAGGAGCUCAAGACCCUCAACAAGAGCAUGUUCGCUGUGCACGUGGCGAACCCGUUCACGGCCUCGCGCCGUCGGCGCGAGCGCGAUGAGAAGAUCCUUAAUACACACCGUGAUGAUCGUGAUACCCGCGAGGGCACACGGAUCGAGGCACACCAGACUAAUCAGCGUAUGGACCGGGUGUUCCGUGAUAUUGAUCGUGAUGCGGCGAAGCAGGGCAAGGGCAAGAAGGCGAGUGUCACCGAGCGUGCCAAGUAUCAAUUCGAAGCGGAUAGCGAAGACGAGGCAUUGGAGGACGAAAUCGAGCAGAACUUGGAUCUGCUCGGGGGUGCUACUGGUCGGUUGAACGGUCUUGCUAAGGCUACUGGCAAGGAGCUGGACGAGCAGAACAGACAUCUGGAGCGUAUCAUGGGCAAGAGCGACUACGUCGACGAUCAGAUUGCCAUGAACCGGGCCAAGCUGGACCGGAUUCGUUAG
This is a messenger RNA of Penicillium robsamsonii, 1278 nucleotides long. Its product is annotated as putative plasma membrane SNARE protein (Sec9). Bases 1 to 1278 code for a protein of 425 amino acids. Lineage: Eukaryota; Fungi; Ascomycota; Eurotiomycetes; Eurotiales; Aspergillaceae. The record is from RefSeq and is a predicted model, not a curated record. The transcript is spliced from 2 exons. Gene Ontology annotation, molecular function: syntaxin binding; SNAP receptor activity. Gene Ontology annotation, biological process: exocytosis; vesicle fusion. Gene Ontology annotation, cellular component: plasma membrane; SNARE complex.